Messenger RNA from Hyalella azteca, 1588 nucleotides. RefSeq names its product tubulin alpha-3 chain-like. Gene Ontology annotation, molecular function: GTP binding; structural constituent of cytoskeleton. The transcript is spliced from 3 exons. The record is from RefSeq and is a predicted model, not a curated record. Gene Ontology annotation, biological process: microtubule cytoskeleton organization; mitotic cell cycle. Gene Ontology annotation, cellular component: microtubule; cytoplasm. The coding region runs from base 117 to 1469 and encodes 450 amino acids. Lineage: Eukaryota; Metazoa; Arthropoda; Malacostraca; Amphipoda; Hyalellidae.
GCGCGCCUUUCACCACUGAGUCUCUCGACUGCGGCAACACCUCACGUUAGCUGCUCUCGUCCGCUCCCGUUCCUCACAUUCCAUUACUUUUGUGUUGUUAAUUCUUAUCAUCCAAAAUGCGUGAGUGCAUCUCGAUCCAUGUCGGACAAGCUGGAGUCCAGAUGGGCAACUCCUGCUGGGAGUUGUACUGCCUGGAGCACGGCAUCGCUCCCGAUGGUUCCAUGCCGUCUGACAAGAGCCUUGGAGGCGGCGAUGACUCCUUCAACACGUUCUUCAACGAGACCGGCGCAGGGUACUAUGUUCCCCGCGCCGUGUUUGUCGAUCUCGAGCCCUCUGUCGUCGAUGAGGUUCGCAACGGUACCUACCGCCAGCUUUACCAUCCUGAGCAGCUGAUCACCGGCAAGGAGGAUGCGGCCAACAACUACGCCAGAGGCCACUACACCAUCGGCAAGGAGAUCGUCGACCUCGUGCUCGACCGCGUCAGGAAGCUGGCCGACAACUGCACUGGUCUCCAAGGAUUCCUGGUGUUCCACUCUUUCGGUGGUGGCACUGGCUCAGGUUUCACUUCCCUGCUCAUGGAAAGACUGUCUGUCGAUUACGGAAAGAAGAGCAAACUGGAAUUCGCCAUCUAUCCCGCUCCUCAGGUCGCGACCGCUGUCGUUGAACCUUACAACUCCAUCUUGACCACCCACACUACCCUCGAACAUUCCGAUUGUGCUUUCAUGGUCGACAAUGAAGCUAUCUAUGAUAUCUGCCGCCGCAACUUGGAUAUUGAACGACCUACCUAUUCCAACCUGAACAGACUUAUCGGCCAGAUCGUAUCUUCUAUCACCGCUUCCCUUCGAUUCGAUGGUGCACUUAACGUUGACUUGACUGAAUUCCAGACUAACUUGGUGCCUUACCCUCGCAUCCAUUUCCCUCUAGUCACUUACGCGCCCGUUAUCUCCGCUGAGAAGGCUUACCACGAGCAGAUCUCGGUAGGAGAAAUCACCAACGCUUGCUUCGAGCCUGCUAACCAGAUGGUCAAGUGCGAUCCCCGCCACGGAAAGUACAUGGCCUGUUGUCUGCUGUACAGAGGCGAUGUGGUCCCCAAGGACGUUAACGCUGCCAUCGCUUCCAUCAAGACCAAGCGCUCCAUCCAAUUUGUGGACUGGUGCCCAACUGGUUUCAAGGUUGGUAUUAACUACCAGCCUCCUACUGUUGUGCCCAACGGUGACCUGGCUAAGGUUUCUCGCGCCGUGUGCAUGUUGUCCAACACCACCGCCAUCGCCGAGGCCUGGGCUCGCCUUGACCAUAAGUUUGAUUUGAUGUACGCCAAGCGCGCCUUCGUGCACUGGUACGUCGGAGAAGGUAUGGAGGAAGGUGAAUUCUCUGAGGCUCGUGAAGAUCUUGCCGCCCUUGAGAAGGAUUACGAAGAAGUCGGUCUCGACACCGUCGCUGAUGAUGACGAGCAAGGCGAAGAUUAUUAGGUUGCUGAUGUUUAAAAGACUGUUAUCCCGAUAAUGGUCUUAAAACUGUGCAAUGAUAACAUUUGCCUCUCAAAUUGGUGCUAUGAUUGAUGAUUUAUAUUCGGCAACAAAAUUAAUUU